Messenger RNA from Ceraceosorus guamensis, 4462 nucleotides. RefSeq lists its product as hypothetical. The record is from RefSeq and is a predicted model, not a curated record. Bases 46 to 3999 code for a protein of 1317 amino acids. Lineage: Eukaryota; Fungi; Basidiomycota; Exobasidiomycetes; Ceraceosorales; Ceraceosoraceae. Gene Ontology annotation, molecular function: protein binding; phosphorelay sensor kinase activity. Gene Ontology annotation, biological process: phosphorylation; phosphorelay signal transduction system. The transcript has 10 exons.
CCUGCCGGGGCAAGCUCUACAGUUCCUCGCGCUCCUUCUUUCGAGAUGCUCGAUCUCGACGAGACACUUCGUGCACUCUACUUUGCGCCCUUGCCUUUGAUUGUAUUGGACAACAAUCGCACUGUGCGACUAUGCAAUCGACCUGCUGAGCAUCUCCUUCGAGUAGCCGCACCGGCCUGCACGGGGCAGCGGUUUGAGAGCUUGGUUGCGCCAACAUCUCGGAAUACCUUCACUUUAGCUCUCAACGAGGCAGUAAGUCAACAAGCCCAGAUCUUAGCAUGGCACGGUCCGACGAUGACGCGAGUUUUGAUGCGCACCGGGGAAGAGCAGCAGCCGUUGCAGUGCGACCUCAGCAUCAGUGCAUGGGUGAGUACCUGUCAGAGCAAGGCUUCCUCAGCAGACAAGGCUGUCGCUGCGUCUAGCGCCGCCCAACUGUCACCCCGGACAACACCUCAAAGCGUCCCUGCUGAAGACCAAAGCUCGCCGCCCAACGGUCGCUCCGAAGCUUUGGCUAGCGCGUCAGCGCACCACCUCCCGCACGAGUCGAUGUUCACAAUCUCCAUAGCGCCAGUUCGAACUGGGGAGAGGCGCUCCAGUCCAGGGGGAGGUCACCUGACCAAAGCGGACAUGCUACGCGAAAGUGUCCUGCAUACAAUCGAAGUGCCCAUGCUCGCCUUGAACUGCGAAGGCACUACGAUGAUCACGAAUCGUGCAGCGAAUGAUGUGCUAAGCAUUUUCAGACGACAGCAACCAGUCAAGAGAGAGAAGAAGGAUGGCGAUUCAACGCUCGAUCCUAACGUGGUCAACACGGAAAUCGAUCUGACGUGGAUCACCGAGAAUAUGGACUGCUACGACGAGAACUUCGAGCACCCUAUCCCCGAAAGCGAGUUCCCAAUCUAUCGCGCAACAGUUUUGGCGCAGCCGACCGCUGCUAAAGUCAUGGGUAUCGAAAAUCCUUUCACUGGUCGCCGCAUCGUCAUGGAGAUCUCUGGUCGGCCGAUACGUGACAACGGAGGCUUCGGGGAGCACAUUGGCGGCCUGAUCACCUUCCGCGACGUCACCGGCGAGCGUGCUAAGCGCGAAGAAGACAUCCAGGAACAGGGUGAUGCUUACUUCAAGCAGCUGUGCGACGCCAUGCCCCAGCUUGUCUGGGUGACAACUCCUACUGGCUUUGUCGAAUGGUAUUCGAAGGCGUGGUACGAUUACACUGGUCAGGACGAGCAGGACGCGCAAGGCGUCGGAUGGGGCUCUGUCCUUGCUCCUGAGGACGUGCCCGAGACCAACCGGAGGUGGAGCCACUCUUUGCGAACUGGGGAACAGUAUGAGACAGCUUACCGGUGCAAGAGAAAGGAUGGCGUGUACAGAUGGUUCUUGGGUCGAGCACGCCCGUUCCGUGAUGCGCGUACUGGUGCUAUCAAAGGCUGGGCUGGCUCUUGUACGGACAUCCACGAUCAGGUAGAGGCCCUUGCUGCAAGUCGCCAGGCCCAGACUCAGCUGGAAAGCGUCAUCAAUCAGGCCGCCAUGACCCUCUGGGCGAUAGAUAGAGAAGGAGUCGUAACUGUGGCUGAAGGUCCAGGCGUGCGUCAGCUCAAGCUCAUGGCGCCCACCACACCAAUGGGCUCUGAGCGCGACGUGAGUACGAGCCAAGCAGAUCGCGCGAGCGAAGACGGCAUGCAGAUGCAAGCCUCCAGCAAUAGUAACAGCAACAGCAAUAGCAACAGCAGCAACAGCAGAUAUCGCCAUUCGAUGAUCGGGCGCAGCGUCUACGAUGUCUGGAACUCCGUCGAAAUCAGAUUGGCCAUCCAGAAGGCGCUAGCCGGCGAAUCCGUUGUCGAAGAGAUGGAAAUCGAAGGGCGGCACUUUAGAACGAGCUACAAUCCUCUGCGAGCCUCUGACCCAGAGGCACCGAUCGCAGGCUUGCCCACAGAAACCUAUGAGAGUGAGAUCAUAGGAGUCGUUGGAUCGUCGAUGGACAUUACGGAGCGCAAGCGAGCUCAGAUCAGGAUGGAGGAAAGCUUGAUCGAAAAGUCCCGCGCACUGGCAGCUGAAGGCGCGGCUAGGGAAGCGAGCCGAUUAAAGUCGGAAUUUUUGGCGAACAUGUCUCACGAGAUUCGCACUCCCAUUGCUGGUGUAAUUGGUCUGUCCGAGCUGCUGCUGGACGAGAAGCUCACGACUCAGCAGCGUGACUAUGCAGAGACGAUUCAAAGAUCGGCGGAAGGCCUACUGACGGUCAUCAACGAUGUGCUCGACUUUUCAAAGGUCGAGAUAGGCAAAUUAGACGUGGAAAGAGCUCCGUUCAAUUUGGAGGUCGUUUUGCGGGAUCAAAAACGGAUGUUGAGCUUUGCUACGCAAAAGAAAGGGCUAGAUUUCCGGGACUCCGUCAGAUUGGGCUACAAGGGUAUGCUGCUUGGUGACGCUGGUCGCCUGCGUCAAGUCAUCACAAACAUUCUCACCAACGCUAUCAAGUUCACGUCGGAAGGAUACAUCUCCUUGGAUGUUGCAGAGGUCAAGGAAGACGCUGAGCACCUCACUGUGCGAUUUGAUGUGCGCGAUACAGGUUGCGGCAUUUCGACCGAAGUUCUAUCUCGCCUCUUUCAACCCUUCAGUCAAGCAGAUCCUUCCACUGCUAGACGAUUCGGAGGCACUGGUCUGGGCUUGAGCAUUUCCAAGAAUCUCGUCGAGCUCAUGCACGGCAAGAUCGGGCUGAACUCGGUUGAGGGGCAGGGAUCCCACGCAUGGUUCUGGGUACCCUUCCUAAAGGCCAAAGAACCUUCCAUCAGCGACAUGGAUGAGAAGACGUCUGCGAAAGUGCUAGCCGAUUCGGCAGCCGGCAACGUGGGCAUGCCAGGACUUGAGCGCAAUCCUUUGUCGCGGCCACGCAAGGACAUUUGGAUCCUCAUCGCAGAGGACAAUUUGGUCAAUGCGCAAAUCGCGAGCAAGAACCUUCGCAAGAUGGGCUUCAGCUGUCGGACGGCUGAGAACGGCAAGCUUGCCCUUGACGAGUUGGGCCGUAACACGUACGAUGCAGUGCUCAUGGACUGUCAAAUGCCAGAGAUGGACGGGUAUGAAGCAACGCGACUUAUUCGAGCUUCACAGAAUACCGACACGAGAAGUUUGCCGGUCAUUGCUUUGACCGCUUCUGCUAUCAAAGGCGAUCGAGAGCGAGCGCUGGAAGCUGGAAUGAAUGACUACAUCUCCAAGCCUGUGAAGCGUCCUCUGUUGGAGUCUACGUUGUGCAGAUGGCUCUACGAUCAGGACGCCCGCCAAAGCCUUUCGAGGUAUUCGAAUCCUCCUUUGUCGCCUACGCCCGAGGACGCGUCUCCCGUGACGGCGGCGGCAGUGUCUGCGGCCUUGGGCACCAGCGCGCCUCUGAGCUCACAAGCCAUACAAGCUUCGCUGGAUGUUGGACCCUCGCCACGAAGCCAGGAAGACACGACGGCUCUGGGCGCCACGGGCAAGUCACCGGGUCUUUCCCCGAGCAGCACUGUCAGUCAAGUUCAACGCACUCUCAAAGUGAACACCUCAGAUGCUUUGACCACGGCAGCAGAGCUCUUGGCCGCUCGGCGCGCGUCCGACGAAGGAUCGCCGAGCGUGAGGUUGAAACGACCACCUCUAGGGUCGAGAAGCCACUCGCACAACCCCAGCUCCACAACUAGCGAAGAGUCGCUCUCUUAUGCCAAGAUGACAGGCGCCAAGUCGUACCAGCAAGCAGCGCCGCCAGGGGUGCCGCGAAUGGUCCGUCGCUCAAGCCGCGAACAAGGAGGAAUGGGAAGAGAUUUGGAAGGCGAAGUGCUGAAAGCUGUGGCUGGACUGGCUAGCGAGCCCAGGCUGGAAGCGGCGAUGGAGAAUUCGGAGGGGGAACAACUUGAGCAACUACUUGCCCAGGCGCACGCGCAAGCGGCCGGAGAUAUUUCUAGCGACACUCUGCCUCAUAUUACGGACCAACAAGUCGAUGCGGACGGCGACUCGCCCAUGCCCGACGCUGUGUACGGCCCGUAACUGCCAUCAGGAUGUGUCAAUCCCGGCACGGACGAGCCUGUGACACUGGACUGCAUGCAUCUCUUCGACAUUCUUCCGCCUUUGUUUCGUGGAAACCUUUUGCUUCAUGUGCACAGUAUCCUUUUCUCUCGUAUAUCUUCUCUCGUAUGCAAAAAGCGACAUUUCCUCGGUUUUGACUGUGCAGCAUCUCCUUGGCCACGCAUGUAUCCAUGUAUCCUCUGCCAUGAUGCCGCAGUAGAAGAAUGCCAUGGCUCUUUGGUGUCAUAAAGCAUCUCGCUCUGGUCUGAAGCUGCGUAGAAGCGAGGACAGACUCAUUACUGGCACUACCUUGACCUAUUGUGGGACCUGCGAUUCUCGAAUCGUGGACGACCUCCUAUCACACCGCUCGCCGGUCGAGUCGCUAGGCCUCUCAAGGAGAGGGGGAGGCCUGGCCAGUCGUCUGAUAGACACUUGUGUGGAGUUG